ACCCGCGUCUAUAUAAGGAAGACGCGGGGGCGGCGCGCCACUUGUUCCUGCGUCUUGGUGCUGCUGCUGCUGUGCGGAGCCGCGCGGUCCUUUCGCCAAGAUGCCCGAGGAGACCCAGCCUCAGGACCAGGCCAUGGAGGCCGAGGAGGUGGAGACGUUCGCCUUCCAGGCGGAGAUCGCCCAGCUCAUGUCGCUCAUCAUCAACACCUUCUACUCCAACAAAGAGAUCUUCCUCAGGGAGCUGAUUUCCAAUUCUUCUGAUGCCCUGGACAAAAUCCGGUACGAAAGCCUGACUGACCCCAGCAAGCUGGACUCGGGAAAAGAGCUGCACAUUAAUCUCAUUCCCAGCAAGCAGGACCGGACCCUGACCAUCGUGGACACCGGCAUCGGCAUGACCAAGGCCGACUUGAUCAACAAUCUUGGCACCAUUGCCAAGUCGGGCACCAAAGCCUUCAUGGAGGCUCUGCAGGCUGGCGCCGACAUAUCCAUGAUUGGCCAGUUCGGCGUGGGCUUUUACUCGGCCUAUUUGGUGGCCGAGAAAGUGACGGUGAUCACCAAGCACAAUGAUGACGAGCAGUAUGCCUGGGAGUCUUCUGCAGGAGGCUCGUUCACAGUGAGGACCGACACAGGUGAGCCCAUGGGUCGUGGGACGAAGGUUAUCCUGCAUCUGAAAGAGGACCAGACCGAGUACUUGGAAGAGAGGAGGAUGAAGGAGAUUGUGAAGAAGCACUCUCAGUUUAUUGGCUACCCAAUUACUCUCUUUGUGGAGAAAGAACGAGAUAAAGAAGUGAGUGAUGAUGAGGCUGAAGAGAAGGAGGAAGAGAAGGUGGAAGAGAAGGAGAAAGAAGAAAAGGAGUCUGAUGACAAGCCUGAAAUAGAAGAUGUUGGUUCUGAUGAGGAGGAGGAGGAGGAGAAGAAGGACGGAGACAAGAAGAAGAAGAAGAAGAUCAAAGAGAAAUACAUUGACCAAGAGGUCCUCAACAAAACCAAGCCCAUCUGGACCCGAAAUCCUGAUGACAUUACCAACGAAGAAUAUGGCGAAUUCUACAAGAGCCUGACCAAUGACUGGGAGGACCACCUCGCUGUGAAGCAUUUCUCAGUUGAAGGACAGCUAGAAUUCCGAGCCCUUCUUUUUGUCCCAAGACGGGCUCCCUUCGACCUCUUCGAAAACAGGAAGAAGAAGAACAACAUCAAGCUGUAUGUGCGCCGAGUUUUCAUCAUGGACAACUGUGAGGAGCUGAUCCCGGAGUAUCUGAAUUUCAUUCGCGGUGUGGUGGACUCUGAGGAUCUCCCUCUCAAUAUUUCCCGGGAGAUGCUGCAGCAAAGCAAAAUUUUGAAAGUCAUUAGGAAGAACUUAGUCAAAAAGUGCUUAGAACUCUUCACCGAGCUGGCUGAAGAUAAAGAGAACUACAAAAAGUUUUACGAGCAGUUCUCCAAGAACAUUAAGCUUGGAAUCCACGAAGACUCCCAAAACAGGAAGAAGCUUUCAGAGCUGUUACGUUACUACACGUCUGCCUCAGGGGACGAGAUGGUUUCCCUCAAGGACUACUGCACGAGGAUGAAGGAGAACCAGAAACACAUCUACUACAUCACGGGGGAAACUAAGGACCAGGUGGCUAACUCGGCCUUCGUCGAGCGCCUCCGGAAGCACGGCUUAGAAGUGAUCUACAUGAUUGAGCCCAUCGACGAGUACUGCGUCCAGCAGCUGAAGGAGUUCGAGGGCAAGACUUUAGUGUCCGUCACUAAAGAGGGCUUGGAACUGCCGGAAGAUGAAGAGGAGAAAAAGAAGCAGGAGGAGAAGAAGACGAAGUUCGAAAACCUCUGCAAAAUCAUGAAGGACAUCUUGGAGAAAAAGGUGGAAAAGGUGGUGGUAUCCAACCGAUUAGUCACGUCCCCGUGCUGCAUUGUCACCAGCACCUAUGGCUGGACGGCAAACAUGGAGAGGAUCAUGAAGGCCCAGGCCCUGCGAGACAACUCGACCAUGGGCUACAUGGCCGCCAAGAAGCACCUGGAGAUCAACCCUGACCACUCCAUCAUCGAGACCUUGCGGCAGAAGGCUGAGGCCGACAAGAAUGACAAGUCUGUGAAGGAUCUGGUGAUCCUGCUCUAUGAGACCGCACUGCUCUCGUCUGGCUUCAGUCUGGAAGAUCCCCAGACGCACGCCAACCGGAUCUACAGGAUGAUCAAGCUGGGCCUGGGGAUCGAUGAAGAUGACCCCACCACUGACGAUACCAGUGCUGCUGUCACCGAAGAAAUGCCACCCCUUGAAGGCGAUGAUGACACGUCACGCAUGGAAGAAGUCGACUAAACGUCAGCUUACACACGUGUUCGAUACUUACCUGCAUUCCCUCUGAUAAUAUAUUUUCAAGGAUUUUUUUUCCUUUA
Echinops telfairi (small Madagascar hedgehog) is the source of this 2385-nucleotide messenger RNA. RefSeq names its product heat shock protein 90 alpha family class A member 1 (gene HSP90AA1). Gene Ontology annotation, cellular component: cytosol; neuronal cell body; perinuclear region of cytoplasm. Gene Ontology annotation, molecular function: disordered domain specific binding; ATP hydrolysis activity; ATP binding. The record is from RefSeq and is a predicted model, not a curated record. The transcript has 11 exons. Bases 101 to 2308 code for a protein of 735 amino acids. Gene Ontology annotation, biological process: protein folding; cellular response to heat; protein stabilization. NCBI's taxonomy places the organism in Eukaryota, Metazoa, Chordata, Mammalia, Afrosoricida, Tenrecidae.